This is a messenger RNA of Cordyceps fumosorosea ARSEF 2679, 1866 nucleotides long. Its product is annotated as oligopeptide transporter. Gene Ontology annotation, biological process: oligopeptide transport; transmembrane transport. Gene Ontology annotation, cellular component: membrane. The coding region runs from base 1 to 1866 and encodes 621 amino acids. NCBI's taxonomy places the organism in Eukaryota, Fungi, Ascomycota, Sordariomycetes, Hypocreales, Cordycipitaceae. The transcript is spliced from 3 exons. The record is from RefSeq and is a predicted model, not a curated record. Gene Ontology annotation, molecular function: dipeptide transmembrane transporter activity.
AUGCCCGCUGGUGACGCCGUCGCCGAGCCCAUCGUGGGCGCUGAGCUCCGUGCCGAGGCGCAAGAUGAGCGCAAGGCUUCACUCAUUGUCGCACAGACUACUGCUUCCGAUGCUAAUGACCAGGUGACUGGUGAGGUUCUGGAUGCAGACUUGCCUUCGCCUACGGCCGAUGAGCUGGCUACUCUGCGCCGCAUCCCCGACAAGAUUCCGCUCAGGCUCUAUACUAUCGCGUUUAUUGAGCUCUGCGAGCGCUUCUCCUAUUAUGGCUCGACCGUUGUCUUCACAAACUUCAUCCAGCAGCCUCUCCCUCCCGGUUCAAACACCGGCGCGUCCACCGAACAGCCUGGUGCCCUGGGCAUGGGCCAGCGUGCUUCCACCGGCAUCACCACCUUCAACCAAUUUUGGCAAUAUGUCAUGCCUCUUCUCGGUGCAUACGUCGCCGAUGCGCACUGGGGUCGUUUCAAGACCAUCAGCUACGCUCUCGGCAUCGACCUCGUCGGCCACGUCAUUCUGAUCCUCUCCGCCAUCCCACCGAUUAUCGUCAACUCGUCCGCAUCUGCAGCCUGUCUUAUCCUUGCUGUCCUCGUCAUUGGAUUUGGUACGGGUGGCUUCAAGCCCAACAUUUCCUGCCUCAUUGCCGAGCAGCUCGGCGACCAGAGACUCAUUGUCAAGACCCUCCCCAAAACAGGCGAGCGUGUCAUCGUCGACCCGGCCAUCACAACAGAACGGAUUUACAUGUGGUUCUACUUCUUCAUCAAUGUCGGUGCCCUUGUUGGCCAAAUCACCAUGGUCUACGCCGAGCAGCAUGUUGGCUUUUACCUCUCUUUUACCCUGCCCACUAUCAUGCUGGCUCUCUGUCCCGCCGUCAUGUAUUGGGGCCGCAACCGGUACGUCCACCGCCCGCCCGACGGCUCGGUCCUGGUUCCCGCUUUCAAGACCUUCUUCUUGGCUCAGCGCGGCCGUUGGUCCAUCAACCCUUGGGCAACCUGGCGAAACAUGCACGACGGCACUUUUUGGGAUUCUGUGAAGCCAUCCAAGUUUACCGCAGAGAGCCGUCCCAAGUGGAUGACCUUUGACGAUGCCUGGGUUGACGAGCUGCGUCGUGGUUUCGCCGCAUGCGCCGUCUUUUGCUGGUACCCCAUUUUCUGGCUAUGCUACAACCAAAUCAACAAUAACCUCGUCUCUCAAGCCGCCGUCCUCCAGCGUCAUGGCGUUCCCAACGACAUUCUCUCCAAUCUGAACCCCUUCUCCCUGCUCAUCUUCAUCCCCCUCAACAACUUCAUCAUCUACCCAGCCCUGCGUAAAGCCGGCGUCCGCCUCACCCCGAUCCGCAAAAUCACCGCCGGCUUCUUUGUUGGAGCCGCCGCCAUGAUCUGGGCCGCCGUCGUGCAGUACUACAUCUACCAGAAAUCCGUUUGCGGUAACAGGGCCUCCGGUAAGAUGAUCGACCCUGACACUGGGGACACAGUCAAGUGUCCGGCGGUGGAAAUCAAUGUCUGGGCCCAGACAGGCUCCUACGUGCUCAUCGCCCUCUCCGAGGUCUUUGCAUCCAUCACCUCGCUCGAAUACGCGUACUCCAAGGCUCCUAAGAAUAUGCGCAGCAUGGUCCAAGCCGUCGCGCUCUUCUCUGUGUCGUUUGCGGCUGCCAUUGGCCAGGCCUUGGUUGGUCUCUCGGCCGAUCCCCUGCUGGUGUGGAACUAUGGUGUCGUUGCGAUCCUGGCUGUCAUUGCCGGCACCUGCUUCUUCCUCCAGUUCAAGGACUUGGACAUCAUAGAGGACGAGCUCAACGAGCUUCCUGAAGGCCAGAUGAUGAAGGUGGCAAGCGAUGAGAAGAUUGCGCACCUGGAUGAGAAAAGCACCGCCUAA